AUGCCAGUCAAAAAUCGUGAGCCGGAGCGAGAUAAAUAUGAUCUUCUCGUUGAUGUAAGUUUUUUUCUUCAAAUUCCGAUAUCCGUGGAAAAAUUAUAUUCAUUUUAGGAUCGUUUAGAUGAUCAUGAAGAAAGUGAUAGUGAGAGCGAUGAACCGGCUUCAGAACACAGUUCUUUUUCAACUGAAACGGAAACGGAAAGUGGUGAAUAUGAGUUAGUUGAUGACAGUGAUGUAGAGGAACGUGAAAGCGAAGAUGAAGAAGAAUCCGAUUCUGAACCGCCUCAUCCUAAACGUGAACGCUUCGGUGAUUCUGAUGAUGAAUCUGAAACUGAUUCAGAAGCAUUGCUCACUUCAGACGCUGAUGACGAAUCGAGUGAUAGAGAGCCUUAUAUUCCAAUGCAAAGCAGACAACGAUUUAUUAGAUAUGAAUUGUUUGAUGAUGAUGUUGUUCACAACGUUGAAGAUCCGAUUCGACAAGUAAAUGGAGUGAGAAACGAGAAUAGAGAAGAAGAAGAAGAACGUCACAGAGUGCUUGAAGGUGCAUUCAUUGAAGAAGAAAACUACGUCGGAAUGGAGCCCUUGAGAGAUUAUUCAGCUUUUGGGAUUGAAACAAACCCACAAUCCGGUAAUUCCGAGUUUUGGUCUAGACCGUCGUCCUUCUGGAAUAAUGCUUCUCGUGUUCCUUUUCCAACAGUAGAACCUAUUCCAGACGUUGAAAUUCCUGAUCCGACAUUCAUGACGCAAACUGAGUACAACAAUUUGAUGCAAUAUCUUUUGGUAAGUGAGCUUAUUUGGGUUUUUUUAGAGACAAUAAGCAUCGAGCAAAUGGGAUGAAAUAUUGAAAACCAAGAAUUUCUGGAAAAACCUUUUUUGUUGAAUUAGCGGUGAAAAAGUUCAUGAAGUUGAUAUGAAAUUUCUCAAGUCAUUAGAACAGGGACUCGGUAAUAGCUAGCUACUUAUUGAAAUAUAAAACUCAUUGGAAUAGAAAGAAAUCAAACUCCUGACGCUUGUUUCGCGGACAAGAGUUUAACUACUGAUCUACCAAUUUUGUCCAAAAACUAAACUUGAUAUAGUAUCUGAACUCUUGGGGCUUUUUUUCAAAUGACGUGACCACAUGAUCCCAAAAAAGGUUCAAUUUUUUACCCCCUUCCAAUAGUUUUUUGGCCCCCUCUAGCUGUUUUCUACAUUCAUAAAUAAAUAUGAUUUUUUGGUCAAAUGGUGCAAUGAUUUUUGUGAAUAUGAUUAAGGAAAAUGUGGCAAAUAAUGUCAUUUUUAUGGUCGUAUACUUUCAACAAAUUUCUUCAUUUUUCAGAACAUCAACAACUGGAUUGCAUAUAUCAAUGUUCUCAAUGACGAAUCUUUCGAUCGUUUCAGAAAUACCUAA
Messenger RNA from Caenorhabditis angaria, 1384 nucleotides. NCBI's taxonomy places the organism in Eukaryota, Metazoa, Nematoda, Chromadorea, Rhabditida, Rhabditidae. The record is from the annotation of a GenBank genome assembly.